AUGUCUCCAGAACCCAACUCCCCUCGAUACCAUUUUUCUCAAGCAGGAAAGACUUUGGAUCAUGUUGAUGCCCACGUCCAAGUCAUUUGCAGGAUUCGACCUCUAAGUCCACAAGAAGAAGAGAGCGGGGAUACAAGUGUAGUUAAUGUUCUGGAUGACCACACAGUGUCCGUGAACAAUAAAGGUAAUGAGCAACGCUUUCAAUUCGAUAGAGCUUGCGGACCUGAGACCACACAGCAGGCAUUUUACGACAUUGUCACGGAAGAAAUGCUACGAAACUUUUUUCUUGGUUUCAAUGGAACAAUAUUGGCUUAUGGGCAGACUGGUGCUGGAAAAUCUCAUACUAUGUUUGGUUCAAGCUCGGAUCAGGGGAUCAUUCCUCGUAUAUCCCAUAGCAUUUUUUCUCACAUUACAGAAGGUCCAUCCGAUGUGGAAUAUACUGUCAGCAUUUCCUUGAUGGAAAUCUACAAAGAGCAAAUCAAGGACUUAUUAAAACCCGGUAACAAAGGGAAAGAAUGUACUGUCCAUGAAGAUAAGGUUAAUGGGGUGUUUGUUAAAGGCCUAUCUCAUGCAUUUGUCUCCUCUGCAAAUGAAAUGAAUGAGGUGGUUCAUCAAGGUAGCAAAAGACGGACCGUGUCAUCGACAUUAAUGAAUGUCGAAUCAUCAAGAUCCCAUUCGCUUAUUCAAAUUGUGUUGAGUCAGAAGAACAUAGAUAAAGGGUCCAUAACAAAAAGCACAUUAUUUCUAGUUGACUUGGCUGGUUCCGAAAAGGUUGACAAAACAGGUGCAUUAGGGCUAUCAUUAGAAGAAGCAAAAAAGAUCAACCUUUCUUUAUCUGUGUUGAGUCUUGUGAUAAAUAGUCUCAGCGAUUCAAAACUGACGCACGUUCCUUAUCGUGACUCGAAGCUCACAAGAAUUUUGCAGGAAUCCUUAGGAGGAAACUCACGAACUACUCUUAUCACUAAUUGUUCUCCCGCACUGUCAUGCGUACUGGAAACCAUUUCAACAUUAAGAUUCGGAAACCGAGCAAAGAAGAUCAAAAACUCUCUUCAUGUUAAUACAGAACUAAGUGUGGACCAACUCAAAAGCGAGAGUGGCUUUCCUCGAAAGAUUGAAUAA
Messenger RNA from Clavispora lusitaniae ATCC 42720, 1119 nucleotides. RefSeq names its product Kip4p (gene KIP4). Gene Ontology annotation, biological process: microtubule-based movement. Gene Ontology annotation, molecular function: microtubule motor activity; microtubule binding; ATP binding. NCBI's taxonomy places the organism in Eukaryota, Fungi, Ascomycota, Pichiomycetes, Serinales, Metschnikowiaceae. The record is from RefSeq and is a predicted model, not a curated record.